CCGGUGCUGGGAGGAGAGGACAAUCCCCUAAAGGAAAAGCAGGCCCCAAGACUUGCCAGGUUUGAGAAGGAGGGAUGCCCAGGAAAGGCACUGGCCCCUUGUUUUCUGUGCUGGGUGAUGACCUGACACUCAUGGGCAAAGGUCACUGCCGGACACCAGGAUCGGGUCUGUCGUGUCCAGAAGAAGCGGCUGUUCUGCCAUCCGCCUGCUCUUCUGCUGUUGGAGCACCCUGACUGUGCCAUCCCGCAGGCCAUGGAGAAUGAGCUGCCAGUCCCCCAUACAUCCAGCAGUGCCAGUGUCACCAGCAGUGCCAGCAGUGGCUGCAACAGUGGCAGCAGUGGUGGGAGUGGCCGCCCCACUGGGCCCCAGAUUUCUGUGUACAGUGGCAUUCCUGACCGGCAGACUGUGCAGGUGAUCCAGCAGGCCCUGCACAGGCAGCCCAGCACAGCAGCCCAGUACCUGCAGCAGAUGUAUGCUGCACAGCAGCAGCACCUCAUGCUGCAGACGGCGGCUCUCCAGCAGCAGCAUCUCAGCAGUGCCCAGCUCCAGAGCCUGGCGGCCGUGCAACAGGCAAGCCUGGUGGCCAACAGACAGGGAAGCACUUCUAGCAGCAACGUGUCUGCCCAGGCCCCAGCCCCGUCAUCCUCGAUCAAUCUGGCAGCCUCCCCAGCAGCAGCCCAGCUCAUCAACAGGGCACAGAGUGUCAACUCAGCGACAGCCUCGGGCAUCGCCCAGCAGGCUGUGCUCUUGGGCAACACGUCUUCUCCAGCCCUGACUGCAAGCCAGGCACAGAUGUAUCUAAGGGCACAGAUGCUCAUCUUCACGCCCACGGCCACCGUCGCUACUGUGCAGCCUGAGCUCGGCACUGGCUCCCCCGCCCGGCCCCCCACCCCCGCCCAGGUACAGAACUUGACCCUCCGAACACAGCAGACACCAACUGCAGCAGCCUCGGGCCCUACCCCCACUCAGCCUGUCCUGCCCAGCUUGGCCCUGAAACCCACGCCAGGUGGUAGCCAGCCUCUGCCUACCCCAUCACAGGGCAGAAACACCGCUCAGGGUUCCCCCGCAGGUGCCAAGCCUGGCAUAACUGACAGUGUGAUGGAGCCACUCAAGAAAGGAGAUGGUAACAGCAGUGUGCCAGGGAGCAUGGAAGGCCGGGCUGCGCUCAGCCGGAUGGUACCUGCUGUGGCCACCCACCCCCUCGUUGCUCCAGCCUAUGCUCAGCUGCAACCGCACCAGCUCCUCUCGCAGCCACCCUCAAAGCACCUGCAGCCCCAGUUCGUGCUCCAGCAGCAGCCACAGCAGCCAGCACCACCGCCACCACCACCACCGCCACAGCAGUCCCGGCCAGCGCUCCAAGCCCAGUCCCACCCCCAGCUCGCCUCGGUCCCUCCCAGCCUGACCCUGCAGCCCAGCCCCGAAGCCCACGCCAUGCCACUAGGCCCGGUUACACCUGCCCUGCCUCUCCAGUGCCCCACGGCCAAUCUGCACAAGGCUGGCAGCACUCAGCAGUGUCACCCUCCCACGCCAGACACUGGGCCCCACAAUGGAUACCCUGAGGGCCUGGCCCACACCCCUCAACGCAGGUUCCAACACGCUUCAGCUGUCAUCUUACAACUGCAGCCUGCUUCACCAGUGCCCCAGGAGUGUAACAUGGAUGACUGGAAGGAAGCAGUACCUGGAGAGAAGAGUGUGCCUGAGACUCGGUCUGGCCCAUCACCACAUCAACAGGCCAUCAUCACUGCCGUGCCUGGAGGCCUGCCUGUCCCCAAGAGCCCUAACAUCCAGCAGUCCCCAGCUCACGAGACAGGGCAGGGCAUUGUUCAUGCACUGACCGACCUCAGCAGCCCCGGCAUGACCUCAGGGAACGGAAACUCUGCCUCCAGCAUCACCGGCACUGCCCCCCAGAAUGGUGAGAAUAAACCACCACAGGCCAUUGUGAAACCCCAAAUCCUGACGCAUGUUAUCGAAGGGUUUGUGAUCCAGGAGGGGGCGGAGCCUUUCCCGGUGGGACGCUCGUCCCUGCUGGUGGGGAAUCUUAAGAAGAAAUAUGCACAAGGGUUCUUGCCUGAGAAACUUCCACAGCAGGAUCAUACCACCACCACUGACUCUGAGAUGGAGGAGCCCUAUCUGCAAGAAUCCAAAGAGGAGGGUAUUCCCCUCAAACUCAAGUGUGAGCUCUGUGGCCGGUUGGACUUUGCCUACAAAUUCAAGCGUUCUAAGCGUUUCUGUUCCAUGGCAUGUGCAAAGAGGUACAACGUGGGAUGCACCAAACGAGUGGGGCUUUUCUACCCAGAUGAGAGCAAGCUGCAGACGGCAGGAGUCCCAACCCACAACCGCCGUCGGGCCAGCAAAGCCAGUCUGCCCACACUUACAAAGGAUACUAAGAAGCAGCCAACAGGCAUUAUGCCGCUUUCAGUUACGGCUGCAUUGCAGCUGACACACAGCCAGGAGGACUCCAGCCGUUGCUCGGAUAACUCAAGCUAUGAGGAGCCCUUGUCACCCAUCUCGGCCAGCUCAUCCACCUCCCGCCGGCGACAAGGCCAGCGGGACCUGGAGUUCCCUGACAUGCACAUGCGGGACCUGGUGGGCAUGGGGCACCACUUCCUGCCAAGUGAGCCCACCAAAUGGAAUGUGGAAGACGUCUACGAAUUCAUCCGCUCCCUGCCAGGCUGCCAGGAGAUAGCAGAGGAGUUCCGUGCCCAGGAGAUCGACGGGCAAGCCCUGCUGCUGCUCAAGGAGGACCAUCUGAUGAGUGCUAUGAACAUCAAGCUGGGGCCUGCCCUGAAGAUCUACGCCCGCAUCAGCAUGCUCAAGGACUCCUAGGGCUGGCCAGCGCAGCUGGGGCUCUGGCCCGGGGCUCCUCCUCCCAACUGAGCAGAGCCAGACAGACAUUCCUGAGGGGCCCAGAAGUGGGGCCAGUCAGAGGGAAGGGCUCUCCCUAUGGGGCGUGGCUGGUGAGGAGGUCUUGGCACCCCCUCCAUGGCUCUCAGGGGCCUUUCUUUCUGUGGGAGGGGCAGAGAGGUAGGUGGCGCAGAAGAUGGGGCUUUAUGCUUGUAAAUAUUGAUAGCACUGGCUUCCUCCAAAGUCCCAAUACUCAGCCCCGCUCUCUUCCCCUCUUUCUGUCCCCCAUUUUCCAGGGGGUAUACGGUCAGGGCUCCCCAACCUGGGUUGGGCUAUUUUCAAGGGCAGCCGUCAGGCCAGAUAGAGGCCUUGCAAGCCCGUGCCUGCCUUCCUCCCACUCCUUUCUCUGGGCUUGGCUAACUCUUCCGUUGCCGGCUUCUCCCCCUUCAGCCCGUUUCUGAAGCAGCCAGGGGUUCUCCCCCUUCACCCUCCGCAGGUGGAGAGAGAGAAGCUGGGCCUGGUUUGGCCACGCCUGCUGGCACAGACGCCUUAACGCUGUGUGUGUGACUGGAUGACUGUGUAGGAGCCUGGACUGGCAGAUGGGCCCAGAGCCACCCUCUGGCAUCUCCAGGUGUUCUGUAGCAAACAGCCACUUAGUGCUUUGUCCUGGACUCCGCUCGGCCUCAGAAUGGGGAAUAGAAAAGAAGGGCAGCCUCCACGCAGAGAGGCAAGAUCAGAAAGCGGCGAAGAUCAGGAGGUUUUCCUUUCCAGAGUGGGCACGCUAUCUCCGAAGCCCUUCCCACACUGUGAAGCCCCCAACUGCCCUGUUGGGCCACAAACAGCAUUAAGGGAGCCACUGGAGGCCGGGCCAGGCCUCCUGGCCUGCCCACCCACCUGCCGUGGGGGCCCAGAGAACGUCCGAAGGCAGAGAAGAGCCCCCAGGGUGAUGUGGCCGUGAAGAAGGCAGACUUGGGCCUCCUGCCUCCACGCUUCUUUGCCUCUCGAACUUGCUAGCAAUUUGAACUACCUGCGGAGGAGGUAGGGCAGGAAGGGCGAGGGCCUGCCUCUGACUUGCCCUGUCCUUGGAGGCUCUGGGGGAAGAGCGGGGCUCUCCCUGGGAAGAGGGUGGGCUCCUUUCUCAGCUUGUUCUAUUCCCCACUCACACCCCCAGGCAGGGUUGGAAAUGAAGGACUUUUUUAACCUUUUGUUUUUGUUUUUUAAAAAUAAAUCUGUAAAAUCUG
This is a messenger RNA of Nyctereutes procyonoides (raccoon dog), 4085 nucleotides long. RefSeq names its product polyhomeotic homolog 2 (gene PHC2). Gene Ontology annotation, cellular component: PRC1 complex; nucleus. The record is from RefSeq and is a predicted model, not a curated record. The transcript has 15 exons. Gene Ontology annotation, molecular function: zinc ion binding; protein binding. NCBI's taxonomy places the organism in Eukaryota, Metazoa, Chordata, Mammalia, Carnivora, Canidae. Bases 253 to 2826 code for a protein of 857 amino acids.